Molecule: messenger RNA, 2748 nt
Organism: Peromyscus leucopus (white-footed mouse)
Lineage: Eukaryota; Metazoa; Chordata; Mammalia; Rodentia; Cricetidae
Product: protocadherin beta-12-like
Biological process (GO): homophilic cell-cell adhesion
Cellular component (GO): plasma membrane
Molecular function (GO): calcium ion binding
Source: RefSeq, a predicted model, not a curated record
AUGGAGACUGCGUGGAUGCACAAUCUGAGGCAAAGGCAAGUCCUGAUUUUCUUUGUUUUGCUGAGUGUGUCUGAGGCAGGUACCGAGCUGGGUCCUUAUUUCAUACGGGAAGAAAUGGAGAGGGGCUCCUUUGUGGCAAAUCUUGAAGAUCUGGGGGUGGAGCUGGCAGAGAUUUCCACCCGCCGGGCUCGGAUCAUUUCCCAGGAAAAUAAAGAGCAUUUGCAGCUCAAUGUUCAGUCUGGAGAUUUGCUCAUAAACGAGAAAUUAGAUAGAGAGGAGCUGUGUGGCUCCAUUGAACCUUGUGUUUUACACUUCCAAGUGUUAAUGAAAAACCCCUUACAGAUGCAAGUUGAGCUUCAGGUCCAGGAUAUAAAUGACAACUCCCCCAUAUUCUUGGAAAAGGAAAUGGUUCUAGAAAUCCCAGAGAAUAGCCCUGUUGGUUCUGUGUUCUUACUAGAAAGUGCGACGGAUUUAGAUGUAGGACCCAAUGCUGUGAAAAACUACAUCAUAAGCCAGAGCUCUCAUUUCCACAUUACAUUGAGAGUUAAUCCUGAGGGCAGGAAAUACCCAGAGUUAGUUUUGGACAAGGCACUGGACUACGAGGAGCAGCCACAGCUCAGUCUCAUCCUCACUGCUUUGGAUGGCGGGACUCCACCCAGGUCUGGGACUGCCUUGGUUCGGGUGGAAGUCAUAGAUAUUAAUGACAACUCCCCCGAGUUUGAGCACAUGUUCUAUGAAGUGAAGAUUCCAGAGAAUAGCAUCCUUGGCUCACUGGUUAUCACUGCAUCAGCUAAGGAUUUAGACUCAGGAAUUAAUGGUGAACUAUCAUAUGGCUUUAUCCAUGCAUCAGAGGAUAUUAGAAAAACAUUUUCAAUUAACAAAAACUCUGGAGAAAUACAUUUAAUAGGAUAUUUGGACUUUGAAACAACUGAAUCCUACUCAAUAAUCAUUAAAGCUACAGAUCGGGGAGGACUUUUUGGGAAAUCUACAGUAAGAAUUCAGGUGAUGGAUGUGAAUGACAAUUCUCCUGAAAUUGCUGUGUCAUCAUUUAUCAAUCCAAUCCCAGAAAACACCCCAGAGACUUUAGUUAUGAUUUUUAGUAUCCAAGACAAGGACUCAGGAGAGAACAGCAGGAUGAUCUGUUCUAUUCUGGAGGACCUCCCAUUUGUGCUAAAAUCUUCGAUUGAAAAUUACUACCACUUAGAAACUGAGGGAGCACUGGAUAGAGAGAGCAGAGCUGAGUACAACAUCACCAUCACAGUCACCGACAUGGGCACACCCAGGCUCACAACACAGCACACCAUAACACUGCAGGUGUCUGAUGUUAACGACAAUGCCCCUGCCUUCACCCAAACCUCCUACACCCUGUUUGUCCAGGAGAACAACAGCCCUGCCCUGCACAUAGGCACCAUCAGUGCCACAGACUCAGACUCAGGCUCCAAUGCCCACAUCACUUACUCUCUGCUGCCCACCCAUGACCCGCAGCUGGCCCUCAACUCGCUCAUCUCCAUCAAUGCUGACAACGGGCAGCUGUUCGCGCUCAGGGCGCUCGACUAUGAGACCCUGCAGACUUUCGAGUUCCACGUGGGCGCCACAGACCAAGGCUCUCCUGCGCUCAGCAGCCAGGCGCUGGUGCGAGUGCUGGUGCUGGACACCAACGACAAUGCGCCCUUCGUGCUCUACCCGCUGCAGAACGCCUCUGCACCCUGCACAGAGCUGCUGCCCAGGGCGGCAGAGCCAGGCUACCUGGUCACCAAGGUGGUGGCAGUGGACCGCGACUCUGGACAGAAUGCCUGGCUGUCAUUCCAGCUGCUCAAGGCCACGGAGCCUGGGCUGUUCAGCGUGUGGGCUCACAAUGGCGAGGUGCGCACCUCCAGGCUGCUGAGUGAGCGCGAUGCUCCCAAGCACAGGCUGCUGCUGCUGGUCAAGGACAAUGGAGAUCCUCCAAGGUCUGCCAGUGUCACUCUGCAUGUGCUGCUGGUGGAUGGCUUCUCUCAGCCCUACCUGCCUCUGCCAGAGGUGGCGCGCGAUGUAGCACAGGACGAGGAUGCGCUCACUCUGUACCUGGUCAUUGCCUUGGCUUCUGUGUCUUCCAUCUUCCUGUUGUCUGUGCUGCUGUUUGUGGGGGUGAGGCUGUGCAGGAGCAGGGCGGCCUCUCUGGGUGGCUGCUCUGUGCCUGAGGGACACUUUCCUGGUCACCUGGUGGAUGUCAGCGGCACUGGGACCCUGUCCCAGAGCUACCAGUAUGAGGUGUGUCUGAUGGGAGGUACUGGUACAAAUGAGUUCAAAUUCCUGAAGCCAAUUCCCCCCAAUCUACCACCCCAGUUCCCUGGAAAAGAACUCGAGGAAAGCCCUACUCUCCACAAUAGUUUUGGGUUAUUUAGUGACCAUAACUGAUGCUAUAUUUCAUAUAUGUUUCAUUCUAUGGCUAUCUCAAGGCAGUGCACAUUUCCCCCAGUUUGCAAGAUGUUCACAUCUGCUAGUAUUUACAGUUCCUUUGUGCCUCCCACUUUUCAAUUUAUGUCAGCACUUGUAAUAAGAUGCUAAUUUAUUCUGUGGCCGGUUCUCUACCUUGUAAAGACUUUACCUCCUUAAACAACACAAAAUCACCCCGAUCUGUCUUCUCCAGUUGCACCUUCCCCUUCACUGUGCUUACGAUGAAAUAAAUAGACCACUGCAGGGGUAGUUGAAAUGUCCAAGCAUAUCUUUCAUUGUCGCUCUUUUGGUAGUUCUUCUUGUGGCUUAUUA